CGUAAAGUUGCACUGGGUCUUCAAAAGAAAAAAGAAAACAAAGAAAUAUCGAAAUGUCGAUUGCCUAUACCUCAAUUAGUUGCAAGAGUAUUUAAAACAAAACACAAGUUCCAAAAGCUGGUAGCACUGCGGUUGAGGUGAGCCCCCGCCCCGAUUGUGUCCAACAGCCAAAACCGCCAUCAUCUGUUGGCUUAAAUCGUAACCUCCAUUCUAUAUGCACAUAUGUAUGUAUGUAUAUACUUUCCUGCAGUUGGAGUCGGACGCUUCUGACAAGCUUAGCAUUGAAAAUGUGGAAUCAAAUUCAACCUGUCUGCUGUGCCAAGGCCUUGGUAGUGAUCGGCGUGAUAUGUGUGCUCUCAUUUGGCAUAGGAAAUGCCGUCCACAUCCCAGCAUAUGGUAGCAGCGAAGGUGCGACGCGGCCCCCCGACCAGUUGGCCACGCUGCCAGGCCAGUUAAAGUUUGCGCAUGUGAUAUUUCGACACGGAGACCGAACGCCAGUGGACCCAUAUCCGACGGAUCCCUGGAAUAACAUAAAGUUUUGGCCCACUGGUUGGGGCCAGUUAACCAAUCGGGGAAAGGAACAGCACUACGAGCUGGGCAAAUGGCUGCGAAAUCGAUACCAAUCAUUGUUGAGCUCCAGAUAUACGAACGAGGACAUCUUUGUUCAGUCCACUGACGUAGAUCGUGCCUUGAUGAGUGCGCAAUCAGCUCUUUCUGGACUGUACGAGCCUCAAGGCAAUGAUAUAUGGAAUCCCCGCAUAGAUUGGCAGCCUAUACCUGUGCACACCAUUCCCGAAAAGGACGAUUCCAUACUGGCCAUGAAGGCGUCAUGUCCAGCCUACGAUUAUGAGUUGGCCACGCAGGAGGCCUCAUCAGAGUUCCAGGCUCUGAACGAACGAUACCGCGAGCUUUUCUUCUACUUGAGUCAAAAUAGCGGACGCCUCGUCAAGUCCUUUAUAGAGGCUCAGUACUUGAAUAACACGUUGUUUAUUGAGAAACUUUACAACAUGACACUGCCCGUGUGGACGGAAAAGGUCUAUGGCAGAGCGGACCUCACCUACGUGUCAAAUUUUGCCUUCUCAAUUGGCACGUACACGCGCAGUCUGGCGAGAUUAAAGGCGGGCCCCUUGCUAAAGGAUAUCUUCGAGCGGUUUGACAAAAAAUUCAACAGUCAAUUGACGCCUGAUCGUUCGGUGUGGAUCUACAGUGCCCAUGACACAACGAUUGCCAAUAUUUUGAAUUCCCUGAAACUAUUUGAGUUGCACAGUCCCCCGUACGCCGCAUGCAUUAUGCUGGAGAUGCGCGUGGAUGAUAGCAACACUCCGUUGGUGUCUGUGUUCUAUAAGAACACCACUGCGGAGCCUCUGCCCCUGGACAUACCCGGCUGUGGCUUGUCUUGCCCACUGAAAACUCUAGUCAAUCUCUACCAAGACGUUCUUCCAAAGAACUGGGAGAGUGAAUGCAAGCGUUCAACUAUGAUGAUGACCUAUGAGGAGGCGAACUUGGGUGCGGCGACAGCUAUACUCAUAUUCAUCAUUACCGUUCUUCUGUGCGCCAGUUAUGGCCUGAUGAUCUACUACCGUCGCCGUAAUUACCGUCUGUAUACAUCGUACUCUCCAAUGGCAUAACGACCCAAAUCAAAGAAUGCAUGUUAUUGUUUAUCUCGGAUUUAAAGGAGCGUUUCCUACUGCUCUCUUACCAAUCCAAUGUUUUUUCUGGUUCUCAAAUCGUGUUGCUA
Molecule: messenger RNA, 1738 nt
Organism: Drosophila pseudoobscura
Lineage: Eukaryota; Metazoa; Arthropoda; Insecta; Diptera; Drosophilidae
Gene: Acph-1
Product: Acid phosphatase 1
Exons: 3
Coding region: 231-1628 (465 amino acids)
Biological process (GO): dephosphorylation
Molecular function (GO): phosphatase activity
Source: RefSeq, a predicted model, not a curated record